AUGCUGCUCAAAGAAUCCAUCCACAAGACCAAACAUUACAUUCAUAGAACUUUCCGAAACCUCAAAUCGUCACUCUUAGGAGAGUACCAAAAACUACCUAAAACUCCUCAUGUCAACCCUCUCUUCUAUCCCAGAAUGCAGGAAUUGGAUAAUUUCUACACAGAUUUUUCCCAACACUGGGAUUCUGAUCAUAAUAAGGUGCUAAAGAAAAAGAAAAAGGGUCAAUUUUCGGCGAAAGAAAAAAGAGAGAGAGAUGAAAAAUCAUCAUGCGAUGGAAGGUCCAUGAAUGGUGCAAGAAAGGAAGAGAUGAAGAAAGAUGAAUCUAGUAUUGUGUGCCAGACGUGCAUGGAAGGGAAACAAGUGGAGUCCAGUUCAAAGAUUGCAAAUGGUUUAGCACAGAAGAUGAAAGAAUUGGAAAUGUUUGAUAUGAAUGAUUUGGACCAUGUGAUGGAUAUGGAAGAGGUGAUGCAUUACUAUUCUAGGCUUACAUGUCCACUUUACCUUGACAUUGUUGACAAAAUUUUCAUGGACGUGUAUAGGGAGUUGUAUCCUCCACAACCCUUGGUCGACCAUUAA
Fraxinus pennsylvanica is the source of this 576-nucleotide messenger RNA. The record is from the annotation of a GenBank genome assembly. NCBI's taxonomy places the organism in Eukaryota, Viridiplantae, Streptophyta, Magnoliopsida, Lamiales, Oleaceae.